Phymastichus coffea is the source of this 2195-nucleotide messenger RNA. RefSeq names its product mucin-2-like. The record is from RefSeq and is a predicted model, not a curated record. The transcript has 2 exons. Bases 684 to 2195 code for a protein of 503 amino acids. Lineage: Eukaryota; Metazoa; Arthropoda; Insecta; Hymenoptera; Eulophidae.
CUUGGUAGAAUCUACAGUAUCCAAGGAAUUCGAUUGUUUCAGCAUUUCGUGUCUGAAAUUUUGCAUGGCUUUCGAAAAUCGAACGUGCCCAUCUAGCUGCGUGCUCUUCAGGUUAAAUAUCUACAACCAAGUUCAAGUUGUUAACGAUGUCGUGCGCAAUGAUUUCGAAAGCCAUGGCAAUGUUAAUUUUAUCAUUUCUUUUUAUUGCGUUGCCCAUUGGCUUCGUUGAAUGCACUUUAACGGAUUCGCAAACGGUAAGGCCAAAAUAUAAAUAUCGUUAAUAAAUUGAAAUCAAUUUCAAGAAAAAGCAUCAUUAUUUGUCUCCACUCGAUAGAUAGAUCUGCACGAUACGCGAUCGUUUGUUAUUAGAUCUUACGAUGAUGAUUACGACGAAGACGAAAGUGAAAUGAUUCAGCCGAAAGAUAUUGAACACAUUGAAUCUUUAGCCAAGGACGAGGAGAAGUUUAUGCCAUUACAUUCGUUCGUCGCACAAUUUAAUGAUCGAUCGCCACGGCCACCAUCAAAAGGUGUCAAUUGAUAAAGUUUCUCCAUAAUUUUAUCCACAUUUAUGACCUCCCUUGCGUGAUAAUAAAUUCGUGUAACUAAAUCAAUCGCUGCUCUUUUAUCACCGCAAAACCGCCUCGAUAAUUAUAUCCUUUGUGUGUUUUAAUUUUAGCGCAGAUAUGAAUAGAUUUAGAAAUAAUGUUAGCCCUUUGAUUAGAUCGUUAAAAUGGGUGAUUAUCAAUAAAUUAAAACAAAGUGAAAAGACGAAAAGAAGUGAUAGCGACGAAGAAAAUGAAGAUAUUGAAGACGAAGAUACUGAAGAUGAAAUGACACUUUCUUCAACGACUCGUAAACCGAUAGCAAAAACUGAUACUUUUGAAGAGUUUGAAAUAACUCCAGAUGAAUUUGAUAACUCGUCAUUGGAACCUACGGGUACUCCCGACUUAUACGAUUAUGAAAACUACGAUGAGGAAAUUACUCGAAGCAGUUCAAGUACAAAAAUUACAAGUACAAUUUCCGCAAAACUGACAAAGCGUAUUGAAGAAACGACAAUGGCACAAAAAACUACGUUGAAAAGUUCAGCUACACAAAUUGCAGAAACGCCCUCGACUCAAGAAACUACUAUCUCUGCAAGCUCAACUUUGCAAAUUACAGGAGCAACUACUACCCAAAGAACGACCUUGCAAAGUUCUACUGCACCCUCCACAGAGUUGAUUGGGACAGUCGAAACUACUUCAGAUACUAUGCUAACGAAAUUAUUGUUGUCAACUUCAAUGUUAGAUUACGAAGAAAAUAAAAAGCAAAUUAGCACAUACACGAAUGACGAAUUUGGACAAACGGAGAUUACCAGUAAAACUUACACAUCAGCAGCGACUCUAAACAACGUGAUGACUCAAAUUUAUGAAUCAAGCAAUGUAGUAACCAGAAAACAAAUGCUGGACAUUUUUACAACUUCUCUUGAAAAAACAACUGAAAUUGCGAUUGAAGAGUUCACGGAAACGAGUAGCACCACCGCAAUUUCCGGAAGUGCCACGAAAAUGUUUAUUACAAAAAUAAGUCUUAAGCCAACGACCACGAGAAGAAUAGGAGAUAAACCAGCGAUAACUACUUGGAAAACGACGUUUAAACAACCGACCGCUGCAACGACCACUGAGGAAAUAGAGACGACGAAACCUCUGCAAUAUGAAAAAAUCAUUCCCGAAUACGAUUUGGAAAUAGAAGAUAUAAAAACAGAAAACGUUACGUUUGACUAUACAGACAACGAGAUUCAGAAAUCUCUACAAAAAUUGAUAAAAAAAGCGAUAGACAUUAGAAAGCCGCGCAAUUGCUCUAAGUUUGAAGGUUUUAAUUACGGAAUUAAAGCUUUUAGAUGUGCCUUAGACGAUUUUCACAGUGCACGCAAUCGCACUCAAAUAAAUAAGGCUCUCGGACGAGUGUGGAAAAUCGUACGAAUUUGGUUCUGCGUUUACACGUGCAUUGCUAUUCCUUGCUGGUGUCAAUAUGGAUGGUGUUGCUGCUGUUGUCGCUGUACAAUCUGCUUUCCACGGAGAGCAAUCGUAGAAGAUCAGAAGUAUUUCAUUGACAAUCCACCGGGCACAUUAAUGGAAAAAGAUAAACCAACCACGUACGAACCAACAAUUUUCGAAGAGGACGCGUAUGAGCAGCUGGAGAAAACCAUAAGACACUUGUGA